AUGAGCGACCCCACGCUUCCACUCACGACGAUGGAGUGGGCCGAGUGGGGCAACCCGAACGAACUCGAAUAUUUCGAGUACAUGUUGCAAUAUUCACCCUAUGACAAUGUCAAGGCCCAAGCGUACCCCAACCUGCUCGUGACCAGUGGCCUCUUCGAUCCCCGCGUGGCCUACUGGGAAGCCACGAAAUGGGUGGCGAAGUUGCGUGACUUGAAGACCGACAACAACCAGGUCCUGCUCAAGAUGAAUCUGGACUCUGGGCACUUUAGUGCGAGCAAUCGAUACCAAUCCCUCAAGGAGAAGGCGGUGGAACUCAGCUUCCUCUUGGAUAAGCUCAAGUACCACCACAAGUGCUAAAAGUAGUAGUAACCCACGUCACAGUCGUCUUGUAUAUCAAUUGUAUUCCAUUCGUG
Molecule: messenger RNA, 413 nt
Organism: Aphanomyces astaci
Lineage: Eukaryota; Oomycota; Saprolegniomycetes; Saprolegniales; Verrucalvaceae
Exons: 3
Coding region: 1-357 (118 amino acids)
Biological process (GO): proteolysis
Molecular function (GO): serine-type endopeptidase activity
Source: RefSeq, a predicted model, not a curated record